Ictalurus punctatus (channel catfish) is the source of this 2648-nucleotide messenger RNA. RefSeq names its product EH-domain containing 1b (gene ehd1b). The coding region runs from base 342 to 1949 and encodes 535 amino acids. The transcript is spliced from 5 exons. Gene Ontology annotation, molecular function: molecular adaptor activity; calcium ion binding; GTP binding. The record is from RefSeq and is a predicted model, not a curated record. Gene Ontology annotation, biological process: clathrin-dependent synaptic vesicle endocytosis; endosomal transport. Gene Ontology annotation, cellular component: presynaptic membrane; plasma membrane; intracellular vesicle. Lineage: Eukaryota; Metazoa; Chordata; Actinopteri; Siluriformes; Ictaluridae.
GAGCGCUCGCGCAUUCUCCCACACACUCACAGUGCGGGCUCGGACUGUGGCGCGUGAGAGAAAAGUCUUAAUAACCUCUUAAUAACAGAACUUUCUUCUGUUUAGUUAUAAACUUUAAACUAUAACAGCUUUCUCAGACUGGGAUUACUGACCGGAAACGUAAGGUCGUCGCUGUUAGAACGGGAAUUCUGCUCAGAUUUUACGUUCAGCCUUUAAUGAAUCAGUGAGGGAAUUAGCGGUGUGCUAACGGUAUCGCGGCGCGAGCGGCACUGACAGAGUUUCUGAGUAAGGUUUUACACUCGAAGUGACCCGAGUUUAAAGAAUUUAAACCGAACCGCAGGAUGUUCAGCUGGGCCAAUAAGGACGGGAAGAAGAAAGAUCCGGAGCUGUUGCAGACGGUGGCGGACGGACUGAAGCGGCUUUACCGGACUAAAUUACUGCCGUUAGAGGAGGCGUACCGCUACCAUGACUUCCACUCUCCGGCUCUGGAGGACGCGGACUUCGAUAACAAGCCCAUGGUGCUGUUAGUGGGUCAGUACUCCACCGGGAAGACCACCUUCAUCCGACACCUGCUGGAGAACGACUUCCCCGGUAUGAGGAUCGGACCCGAACCCACCACCGACUCCUUCAUCGCAGUGAUGCACGGAGAUCAGGACGGGAUCGUGCCCGGAAACGCGCUGGUGGUGGAUCCCAAAAAACCCUUCCGUAAACUGAACGCCUUCGGAAACGCCUUCCUCAACAGGUUUGUGUGUGCUCAGCUGCCCAAUCCCGUGCUGGAGAGCAUCAGCAUCAUCGACACUCCGGGAAUUCUUUCUGGAGAAAAGCAGAGGAUCAGCCGAGGUUAUGACUUUGCGGCGGUGCUGGAGUGGUUUGCUGAGCGAGUGGACCGGAUCAUUCUGCUGUUCGAUGCCCACAAGCUGGACAUUUCAGAUGAGUUCUCUGAGGUGAUCCGUGCUCUGAAAAACCAUGAGGACAAAAUGCGUGUGGUUCUCAACAAGGCUGAUCAGAUCAGCACGCAGCAGCUCAUGCGGGUCUAUGGCGCCCUCAUGUGGUCUCUCGGUAAGAUAGUCAACACUCCUGAGGUGCUACGUGUAUACAUCGGCUCGUUCUGGGCACAGCCGCUGCUGGUGCCUGACAACCGCCGACUGUUUGAGGCCGAACAACACGACCUGUUCAGAGACAUCCAGAGUUUACCACGCAACGCCGCGCUGCGCAAACUCAAUGACCUCAUCAAGAGAGCUCGCCUUGCCAAGGUGCAGGCAUACAUCAUCAGUUCCCUGAAGAAGGAGAUGCCAAACGUGUUUGGUAAGGAUAAUAAGAAGAAGGAGCUGAUCGCUAGUCUGGGAGAGAUCUACAGCAGGAUCGAGAAGGAGCAUCAGAUUUCUCCUGGGGAUUUCCCACAGCUCUCUAAAAUGCAGGAGCUGCUGGUGUCUCAGGACUUCACUAAGUUCCAGGUUCUGAAGCCGAAGCUGCUGGAGUGUGUAGACGAUUUGCUGGAGAACGACAUUGCAAAGCUCAUGACGCUGGUGCGGCAGGAGGAGUUGGCCACACCCACCACCGUGGUGCAGGGCGGGGCCUUCGAUGGGGUGUCAGUGGGACCUUUUGGUGGUGGUUACGGAGAGGGCGUGUCUGAGGGCAUUGACGAGCUGGAAUGGGUUGUGCUGAAAGACAAGCCCACCUACGAUGAGAUCUUCUACACCCUGUCCCCCGUCAACGGGAAAGUGUCCGGCGCCAUGGCCAAGCGCGAGAUGGUCAAGUCCAAACUGCCCAACACUGUGCUCGGAAAGAUCUGGAAACUCGCCGAUGUUGACAGGGAUGGUUUCCUUGACGACGAUGAGUUUGCCUUAGCUAAUCACCUGAUUAAGGUGAAGCUUGAAGGUCAUGAGUUACCAGCUGAGCUGCCUGCUCACCUGGUACCUCCAUCCAAACGUGCUCAGCAGAGCUCAUAGCCUUAAUCUGACUAAGCCACUACGCCCCAAGCCACUACACCCCAAGCCACUACACCCCAAACCCUACACCCUAGACCACUAUGUCCUAUACUACUAAGCCUUAACCACAAAAUACUAAGCCACUAAGCCCUAAAUCCUGAGCCCUAAACCACUGAACACCUGAAAUCCUAAUCCCUGUGCACUCCACCCUGACCCCCAGUGUAGAGCCCCUUAGUGUGGUGAGCCAUGUGUUGGGUCAGAGGUCAGAGCUGCAGGUGUUCUUUCUCUGCUCACUCCACACUGAUUAAUGAUUAGCAUUAGCAUUAGCAUUUGCUUUAUUAACUUGAUUCACUGCAGUAAUAAAUUAAUCACCUGAAACUUACAGUUUAUUAUUAAAUACACUGUGUUUCCUUCUGUUUCUGAUCAAAACUCUCUCUCACACACACACACACACAUACACACUCUGCUCAACAUUAUUUUGUAUUUGACUAUUUACGUUAUUACAAUGUUAUGAUAUUUUUUUUUUAUAUCAGAGGUUUUACACUGCAGAAUUCAGCUGUGUCUGUGUGUGUGUACACUGAAUGUGUGUAAAGAAAAUGCCUGGAGCAGCUGCAGUCUGUAAAGUUUUCCAUGACUCCAUUUUAAUGUUUAUUAAAUAUGUUCACUUACUGUUCUGCUUGAUGGCUAAUAAAAUACAGAUUCAUCAUGAUGAGAGAGAGA